Molecule: messenger RNA, 3121 nt
Organism: Hibiscus syriacus
Lineage: Eukaryota; Viridiplantae; Streptophyta; Magnoliopsida; Malvales; Malvaceae
Product: AP-3 complex subunit delta-like
Biological process (GO): Golgi to vacuole transport; protein targeting to vacuole
Cellular component (GO): endosome membrane; membrane coat; AP-3 adaptor complex
Source: RefSeq, a predicted model, not a curated record
CUUUCGUUCUCAAACCCAAAAAUUGGCAGAGAAUUUCAAUUCCAAAAACCUCCCAAAUUCCAAUGCAACAAUCAUAGUAAUCCAUCAAACACCCAAAUCCCCUUUUCCCCUCACAAUUGGCGAUGUCAGGUCCAUCGCUCAUGGAUUCCCUGUUCCAACGCAGUUUAGAGGACCUAAUCAAAGGCCUAAGACAACAGCUGAUCGGCGAGCAAGCUUUCAUCUCCAAAUCCCUCGAAGAAAUCCGCAAGGAGAUCAAAUCGACUGACCUCUCCACCAAAUCCACAGCUCUCCUCAAGCUCUCCUAUCUCUCCAAUCUCCACUUCCACGACAUGUCCUUCGCCGUUUUCCCCGCCUUGGAAGUACUCUCUUCCCCUCGUUUCUCCCACAAGAAGAUUGCUUACCACGCGAUCUUGCUUUCCUUCCACGAUUCCACUCCCAUUCUUCUCCUCAUUACCAAUCAUCUGCGUAAGGAUCUUAACAGUACCAAUGAGUUCGAAGUAAGUCUUGCUCUUCAAUGCUUGUCUAGAAUCGCUAACGUUGAUCUCGCUAGAGAUUUGACCCCGGAAGUUUUCACUUUACUGUCUAGUAAUAAGCUUUAUGUUCGGAAAAGGGCCGUAGCUGUAGUUUUAAGGGUUUUUGAGAAAUACCCGGAUUCCGUUAGGGUGUGUUUUAAGCGUUUAGUUGAGAAUUUAGAGAAUUCUGAUCCACAGAUUUUGUCGGCGGUUGUUGGGGUGUUUUCUGAACUUGUUUGUAAAGAUCCCAAAUCGUAUCUUCCUUUGGCACCCGAGUUUUAUAAGAUUCUGGUUGAUUCAAGCAAUUGGGUUUCAAUUAAGGUCUUGAAGAUUUUUUCUAAGUUGGCUCCUCUUGAACCGAGGCUAGCAAAACGGGUUGUUGAGCCGAUUUGUGAUCUUAUGAGGAAUACUGGGGCGACGUCAUUAUUGUUUGAGUGCAUUAGGACUGUGGUUACUAGUUUAAGCGAGUAUGAAUCUGCUGUGAGGCUUGCGGUUGGAAAGGUUCGUGGGUUUUUGGUGGACGAGGAUCCAAAUCUUAAGUACCUCGGAUUGCAGGCUCUUAGGAUUGUAGCUGAAAAGCACUUGUGGGCUGUGGCGGAGAAUAAGGAAGUUGUAAUUAAGUCAUUGAGUGAUGCGGAUCCUAAUAUAAAGAUUGAAUCCUUGCGUCUUGUGAUGGCAAUGGUAUCUGAACAUAAUGUGUCUGAAAUGUCCAGGGUUUUGGUCAAUUAUGCACUUAAAUCUGAUCCCGUGUUUUGUAAUGAGAUUCUUGGUUCUAUUCUGUCAACUUGUUCGAGGAAUCUUUAUGAGAUUAUUGUUGACUUCGAUUGGUAUGUAUCACUUCUUGGUGAGAUGUCUAGAAUCCCACAUUGCCAGAUGGGAGAUGAAAUUGAAAACCAGUUAAUUGAUAUUGGUUUGAGGGUCAAGGAUGUUAGGCCAGAACUUGUUCACGUUGCUCGUGAUUUGCUGAUUGAUCCCGCCUUACUUGGAAAUUCUUUCUUGCAUGGUGUAUUAUCUGCUGCAGCUUGGGAAUCUGGAGAAUAUGUUGAGUUUUCCAGGAACCCAUUAGAACUCAUGGAAGCACUAUUACAGCCUCGCACUAAUUUGUUGCCACCAUCUAUAAGGGCAAUUUACAUUCAGUCUGCCUUUAAAGUGUUAGUGUUUUGCCUGCAUACUUGCAUUAUGCAAGGGGAAAGUAUUGCUCCCUCUGCAUCCCUGGAUUAUUUGCCUUCUGGAGUUUCAGCAUCUGCUUCCUACGAAUUAUUUGACGAUUUUUCUGUUGAAAAUGGUGCAGAUGCGACUGUUGUACAUGGCCAGACACGUGCUUCUGCUCCUAUCACCGAGGAGUCCAUUGUAGACCUAUUGAAUCUGGUUGAGUUAGCUUUUGGCCCUCUAUUAGGAAGCCAUGAUGUGGAAGUACAGGAGAGAGCACGAAAUUUGCUUGGUUUUGUUGAUUUGACAAAACCGGAAAUUCUGAAUUCUUCUAUUCAAGAAAAAAAGGAUUCAGAGGGAAAAGGAGUGGAAACUUCCAUCAUCAAACUGAUGCAUGAUGCCUUUUCCAAGGAGCUUGGACCUGUUUCUUUAAGUGCACAGGGAAAAGUUUGUCUACCAAAUGGGCUAGUGCUUAAGGAGAACCUCAGUGACUUGGAAAUGAUAUGUGGUGAUAUUGAACCAUCUUCAUCGAACUCAUUUUCUUUUGGAAAUCCUAAUGAGGAGAAGGAUGGGUUGUCUUUUUCUAGCCUUCAGAUUAAAGAAGACUCUGAACAACCACACGAGUCCACUUCGCUGUUGGCUGAGCAUCGUAAGCGCCAUGGGUUGUAUUAUCUUCCUUUGAGAAAGAGUGAAAUAAUUUCAAAUGAUUAUCCUCCCGCCAAUGACCCCACAUUACAGGGUGAUAUCAAUGAUAAUGCUGAUCAUCUUGUUAAACUCACAGCGGAAUCACUUGUUCCCAAGAGAAAACCGAACCACAGCAAGCCUAGGCCUGUGGUGGUGAAAUUGGAUGAAGUGAAUGAGAAACCUGUUGCAAUGAAGCAGCCUGAGUCGAGAGAUAAUUCACUUUCGGGUGCUGUUCGUGAAGUUCUUUUUGGUAGUGAAGAUAUUCUACCCACUUCGUCUCAAAGCAACCUUUCUAAUUCUAGCAAGAGAAAAGGAAAGGAAAAACAACAUACAGAUCCUCAUGUGGAAUCAAAAGAAAGUGCAGUUGGAGAUGGAAAUUCUAGUUCAAGAAGGAGAAGUCAAGGUAAAGAGAGAAGACAGAGAAGUCCAAGGAAGAAAAAUGACGAGGAAAGAAAAGAUACUGUUCAGAAAGAAAAAAAGAACCGUAGUGGUAGGCAUAAAUCAAUACAAAGAGCCGAGGAGCCUUUGAAAGUUCCUGCACAAACGUCAGUGAUUCCUGAUUUCCUUCUAUAGCAUCAAAAUUUUUUUAUCCGUUUGUCAGAAACUGCUUAAGAGAAAUUGGCUGAUAAAUCAUCCCUUGUAUUCUGCCUUCUUGUGUGCUCAAGGUUAGUUCUACUGUAAACCUAUAGUUUAUGUUUUUAUCUGGGGUUUGUGGUUUAUUGGAAUUUGAACACUGGAAUUGUAUUUGGAUGUUACACAUUUCGAAAUUCAAUUUU